UUUUGUCAUUUUGGCGGGCAAAUAGCAUGGCAGCUUGCGCACGCGCACUUACUUUUUCAAAUCCAUUUUGGUUGCAAGUCGUUAAAUAAAAGAAAUUUUAAUUUCAUUUAAAAUAAAGGAAAAGUUAUUCCUGCAUUGAGAUGGAGACAGAAAUAAAAAAAAUGGGAAAAAAGAAAAUGCAAAAAGAUUCACCACCUGAUGAAGGUGAAGCAGAAGAAUAUACAGUGGAAAAAAUUCUUGACAAGCGAAUUCGUCAUGGAAAAGUAGAAUAUUACUUAAAAUGGAAAGGUUAUUCAGAUGCAGAUAAUACAUGGGAACCAGAAGAAAAUUUGGAUUGUCCAGAUCUCAUAACAGAAUUUGAAGAGAAGCGUAAGAAAAAAGCAGAAGAAAAAAAAGACACGCCUGAGAAAAAAAGAAAAGUAAAUGGUACAGAAAGCAAUGAAGGAUUAGUUCAGAAAAAACGAAAGAAAACUGCAGAGGUAUUAAAUAUUGCAGAUAAUACAUGGGAACCAGAAGAAAAUUUGGAUUGUCCAGAUCUCAUAACAGAAUUUGAAGAGAAGCGUAAGAAAAAAGCAGAAGAAAAAAAAGACACGCCUGAGAAAAAAAGAAAAGUAAAUGGUACAGAAAGCAAUGAAGGAUUAGUUCAGAAAAAACGAAAGAAAACUGCAGAGUAUUUUAGUUUCUCUUUCAGUUCAUGCUUGUUUCAUGUAUGCACCUUGCAAACUUACUCAGUAAUGAAUUUUCAAAACUGGAAAGAACACUGGACACCAUGUGUAAUAUUAAUUAGAACUUUUUUAAAACUAUUAUUGAAUAAAACAAUAUAUAUAUUUUUCAGGAAAGGAAGUGAUGAAGCUGAUUUGGUUCCAUCACGUAUAGCUAAUGUUAAGUGUCCCCAGGUGGUCAUCAAAUUCUAUGAAGAAAGAUUAACUUGGCAUACCAGUUCAAACCAAGAGGAAGAAGUGAAGACUGAGAAAGAUUCAUAAUGGUUUUUACAUAAAAUGGAUAGUUCAUGUGUUUAAGAGAGAAGACAGCUACAAC
Centruroides sculpturatus (bark scorpion) is the source of this 1038-nucleotide messenger RNA. RefSeq names its product chromobox protein homolog 3-like. The record is from RefSeq and is a predicted model, not a curated record. Lineage: Eukaryota; Metazoa; Arthropoda; Arachnida; Scorpiones; Buthidae. Gene Ontology annotation, biological process: chromatin organization; negative regulation of transcription by RNA polymerase II. Gene Ontology annotation, molecular function: chromatin binding. The transcript is spliced from 7 exons. The coding region runs from base 141 to 983 and encodes 280 amino acids. Gene Ontology annotation, cellular component: pericentric heterochromatin; nucleus.